UCACACAUUGCAGCCUACAGUAGGGAAGUAAAAGGCAGCACUUCCUCCUUUACGCUGUACUCACUCCUUCACUCACAAUAGUGUCACUUCUUCAAGGCUGACAAAGUCCUCCCACCUCAGUUCCCACUUCGGACUCCUUCUGGGCGCUUCUAGCGGGCAGGAAAUACCGGAGUGAGCUUUUUUGUCUUCCCUCUGCGCGACAAUGGCUGGCGUCACUUUUUGGAAGCACGGCGUGUGAAAACUUCCGCGGAGGUACUUUUUUUUUUUUUUUCCCGUUAAAAGUUGAGAUUAAUUUAAGAGGUCAACGAGGAGGACGAGAAGAUGAAAAAACAGUUCAACCGCAUGAGGCAACUUGCCAACCAAACCGUCGGAAGGGCUGAGAAGACAGAGGUGCUGAGUGAUGACCUCCUCCAGAUCGAGAGGCGCAUGGAGCUGGUGCGCUUGAUGUCGCACAACACGCACAAGAAGCUGGCGUUCUGUCUGCAGGGUCAGCCGGGCAUAGACACGGAAAAACGACAUAAAAAGCUGCCAUUGAAUGCACUCUCCCAAGCAAUGCAAGAGGGCGGCACACAGUUGGGCUGCGAGAGUCUGAUUGGCAAGAUGAUGGACGUGUGCGGCGAGGCAGAAGCCAAGUUAGCCACUGAACUGAUGGUGCAUGAAGUGCAGAUCGAGAGAGACAUCCUGGAUCCUCUUAACCAGCUAGCCGAGGUGGAGAUCCCUAACAUAUUAAAACAGAGGAAGCAACUCGCCAAACUGGUCUUGGACUAUGACUCUGCCAAGACAAGGUGGUACCAAGCUACCAAGUCCAGCAACCAGGCCAUGGCCACUAAGGUCGACUCCCUCAAGGACGAGAUGGACGAGGCCCUCAACAAAGUAGAAAUUUGCAAAGACCAGCUAUCGGCGGACAUGUAUAACUUUGCGUCCAAAGAAGGAGAAUAUGUGCGCUAUUAUCCCAUGUUAUUAGAGGCCCAGGCAGACUAUCACAGAAGGUCUCUGGCAGUGCUGGAAGACGUGAUACCGACUAUACAAUUACAGAAAGAUUCCUGGACGGAGAAGCCGGCAUUUGGCACAUCCCUAGAGGAGCACUUGAAGCGGAGUAACCGAGACGUCGCUCUGCCUAUCGAGGCCUGCGUUAUGAUGCUGCUGGAAACAGGGAUGAAGGAAGAGGGUCUGUUCAGAAUAGCAGCCGGAGCGUCAAAACUAAAGAAGCUAAAAGCCGCCCUGGACUGUUCAACUUCCCAGCUUGAAGAGUUCUACUCUGACCCACACGCCGUCGCCGGAGCCCUCAAGUCUUACCUCAGAGAACUUCCCGAACCUCUCAUGACUUUUGGCCUUUAUGACGAGUGGACGCAGGCAUCCAAUGUGUCAGACCCUGACAAGAGACUUCAGGCUCUGUGGGUGACUUGUGACCGUUUGCCAAAGACUCACAAAGCCAACUUCAGGUACCUGGUGAAGUUUCUGGCCAAACUGGCUCAAGACAGUGAUGCCAACAAGAUGACUCCCAGCAACAUCGCCAUCGUCCUGGGGCCCAACCUGCUGUGGGCAAAGGCCGAAGGGACACUGGCGGAAAUAGCUGCUGCUACAUCGGUCCACGCAGUCGCCAUCAUCGAGCCCAUUAUCCAGCACGCCGAUUGGUUCUUUCCUGAAGAGGUGGACUUCAAUGUGUCGGGCAUGUUCGCCAUGCCCACCCACCCGUCGACGCCAGACUCCGAGAGGAAACGCCCCGGCAGUGUGUUGGGGCAGGACGGGGACAACGCUGCUCACCCUUCCCGUAAAGAAAGUACCAUUAACAAACACCCGGAGUCCAGCCCUCGUAGAGCCGGCACCACUAUUAGAAAGCAGCCGCAGCAAACCUCGCCCACCUUCCCACCGGAACACGCCUCAUUUGAGCCCCAACUCCGAGCGGCGACCCCAGAGGUCGAGCAGCCGGGCUCGGACAGUUUUGGUUCAGGUGCUGCUGCUGGCGUCCAGGUAGCCAGCGUGCAACCUCAUUGCGUCACGCAGCUCAGCACAGGGGAGAGCAGCCCAGCCCGUGAACACGCUUCCACCCCCCCUCCACAGAGGAAUGGUUCUGUCCAGCUAGCAGCAGGGACCCCACACUCCCAGGGGGGCUCCAGAGGGGCAAGUCCUCACAUGAGCCGCAGAGGAACCAAAAAACAGGCGCCAGCACCACCCAAACAAACCAGUGCCUUCGCAUCUCAGUCCAGCAACCACACCCCAGGGUCCCCGCACCACCCGCCCAUCACCCCUCGACGGCAGGCUGGCAAAGAGAGCCCCAUCCACGCCCCAAGCCAUCCUCCCCCGCAGCCGCCUCAACCCCAACAGGCUGAGCGGGAGCCCUCGCCGCCUCGGACACCAUCCCCGCCCCGCACGCCACCUCACGGCGGAUCCCCCUCCCACCCGCUGUUCGCCUACAGUACCGGAUCUCUCCCUCGACCCUCUCGGCCCGCGCCCAAACCACGACCCCGGCCUAACAUGCCGCCGCCGCCACAACCUGUGGUAAGCGAUGGCGGCAUCUUUGGCUCCGCCUCCAGGUUCAUCACAGACAGCGGCCUGGUCAUAAAGGGCAUUGGGCGAGCCUGGAACCCAGAGGUGAUGGAGGGCCAACAAGAUGGUCCCCCUGCUCAGAACCAAAAAAAGCCCACCCCUGACCCCAGUCAGCAGCCAGAGAGCACCUGCCUGUGAGCGUCCAUUGAGGUCAGGACAUCAAGACUUCAUGUUGGCUAAUUAAAAAACAAACAAAACAAAAAAAAGGGUCCAGAGGACGUUUUUGUAGAUUCAAUAAGGCUUUGUUGGCAGUCUUAACAGGUUUGAUAGUGUUUUUUAAUUAUUAUUCAUUUAUUUAAAAGGGGCUGUUUUGCAGCAUUUAUACGGAUGCAGAGAGGGCCCCAAUUUCCCAGUGUUGUAAGCAUUAUACCUCACCCUACUUAGGCUUUUAUCACGUAAUGACAACACCCGUACGUAACAUGCACACACAUUGGCUUUGUGUGUGGUCAGCUAAUGACAGCCAUUUAGCUACCAACGCUAGCUAUCAUUUAAUAUAUACACUACCGUUCAAAAGUUUGGGGUCACCCAAACAAUUUUGUGGAAUAGCCUUCAUUUCUAAGAACAAGAAUAGACUGUCGAGUUUCAGAUGAAAGUUCUCUUUUUCUGGCCAUUUUGAGCGUUUAAUUGACCCCACAAAUGUGAUGCUCCAGAAACUCAAUCUGCUCAAAGGAAGGUCAGUUUUGUAGCUUCUGUAACGAGCUAAAGUGUUUUCAGAUGUGUGAACAUGAUUGCACAAGGGUUUUCUAAUCAUCAAUUAGCCUUCUGAGCCAAUGAGCAAACACAUUGUACCAUUAGAACACUGGAGUGAUAGUUGCUGGAAAUGGGCCUCUAUACACCUAUGUAGAUAUUGCACCAAAAAGCAGACAUAUGCAGCUAGAAUAGUCAUUUACCACAUUAGCAAUGUAUAGAGUGUAUUUCUUUAAAGUUAAGACUAGUUUAAAGUUAUCUUCAUUGAAAAGUACAGUGCUUUUCCUUCAAAAAUAAGGACAUUUCAAUGUGACCCCAAACUUUUGAACGGUAGUGUAUAUAUAUUGGAUCAUAACAUGUCUGAAAAUGGUUUGUGGCUUCUCUGGGACUACGGUGGUGUACGUGCGGACAAGAUGGCGGUGAGCGACAUGCAUGAGCGCCAAACAAAUUCCUCAGACCGACGUGCAAUUUUUACCAAUAUAGACAUUAAAUUUAAAAAAUUUAAAAAGUCGAACCACUUAUGGUAACAUAGGCUAACUCAGUGUUUUUCAACCAGUGUGCCGUGGGAAAUUAUGCAACUUCACCUAAUUUAUCCCAAAAAUAUUUUUUGCAUUACAAUCAGCCAAUAAUGUGCCGUUGCUUAUGCUAGGUUCACACCAACGGCACUUUGACGGCGCUUUAAAGCGGCAUGCAAAGCGGCGUUAUAGCGUAACAAAGCGUGAUUAAAGCGUGAGGGUCGUAAUGGAUGGUGGGAAAGCUUGUAGUGAAGCGGGACACGCGGCAAGUUCGCCAAAAUUUUUUAAACAGUUUCAAAAAAUUCUGCGCUCUGUCAAGAAUGGAAUAAAGCGCCGAGAGCGUAUGAAAGCGUGAAAAAGCGUGACAAAGCUCAGCAAAACUUGACUAAAAGCGUAGGAAAGCUUAACAGAUCUUGGUUCAAAGCGCGGACCCCUACAAAUAGGAAGUGACUGUGAUAUUGACUAGUGACAUUGAAACUUUUAUGUUAAACCAACACAGGAUUACAAAUCCAUUCUCUUUUGCAUCAUUGCCUUUUUUAUACGAUGAUCAUUGUUUCUGUACUUCUGUUAGAGUUUGCUGUUUGAUGUUGCAGUUUGACAUUACUGUCUAUCAUUUUUCUGUAUGAAAAUGUUAAUAAUAAAGAGAAUAUGUUACGUUUUAUAAAAGAAAGGCCUUUUAUUAUUUUCAACUAGCAUAAGAAAUGAAAGAUAGAUAUUUAUUAAGAUGACAAAAAUAAAAGAAAUGAAGAUAUAAAACAUAAUAUAACGGGAAAAAAAAGAGAAAUUGAAAAAAUAAAUGAAUAUAAAAAAAGUGUGGAUAAUUGCCUUUUAUUAUUUUCAACUAGCAUAAGAAAUGAAAGAGAUAUUUAUUAAGAUGACAAAAAUAAAAGAAAUUAAGAUAUAAAACAUAAUAUAACGGAAAAAAAACGAGAAAUUGAAAAAAUAAAUUAAUAUAAAAAAUGUGUUGAUAAUUGCCUUUUAUUAUUUUCAACUAGCAUAAGAAAUGAAAGAUAGAUAUUUAUUAAGAUGAAAAAAAUAAAAGAAAUGAAGAUAUAAAACAUAAUAUAACGGAAAAAAAAGAGAAAUUGAAAAAAUAAAUGAAUAUAAAAAAUGUGUGGAAAACAGUAUACUGAGUUUUUCACAUUUUUUUCUUAUUUUUGUUGUAACAAUGCACAACAGAGCUUGAUAAUCAUGUCAGAGCCGGAUUUAAAGCGUCAGGAUCGCAUCAAAGCGUAAUAAAGUUCAAUAAAGCGUAAUAAAACGUAUUAAAGCGUGAUUUAAAGCGUAUCAAAGCGUGAGGAACGGUAACAAAGCGGCAACUAAUUCAUAUCAGAGCGUAUCAAAGCAUAACAUUACUUCAGAGAUCGGGAUAUUCGUGGAAAAAUUGACAAAAAUGACGGCGCUUUGCUCGCCGCUUUAAAGCGCGGCAAGCGCCGUUGGUGUGAACCAGGCAUUAGUGUCUGUGCUGUGUAAAACUCGGCAGGGUAACCACGUAACACUCCAUGGCAGCAGGUAGUUAAUUGCUUUGUAAAAGUCGGAAUGUGUGGGGCGAGACGAGGACGGUUUGUUGUGAUCCCAAUAUGCAGACCACAGCGGGAGGCGGCGUGCAGGUAAAAAGGUGUGUCAUGCUUAAACCCAAAAUGAACGAAAGGGAAAGGAAAAGGCUAUGCAAAACGAAAGUGAAACUGAACUGGCUACAAAGUAAACAGAGACAGAAUGCUGGACGACAGCAAAAACUUACAGCAUCCACAAAGUAGCAUCCGUAUGUGACGUGACAAUCAACAAUGUCCUCACAAAGAAGGAUAGCAACAACAUUAGUAGCCUUGCUUGCUAACACAAAGCAGGUGCGGGGAAUAGCGCUAAACAGGAAGGGCCACCAAAAUAAGAGCGCAAGACAAGAACUAAAGCACUACACACAGGAGGACACCAACAAACUCAAAAUAAGGCACGACGACCUGGUGGAGUUUACAUUUUUUAACCUUUUCUGCUGGUGGUGUGCCUCCGGAUUUUUUUUAAGACAAAAAUGUGCCUUGCCUCAAAAAAGGUUGAAAAACACUGGGCUGACUGGCAGUAUUCUUGUUAUAUUUUUUGGGAUUAAAAAAAAUGUAACGUCGAGCAGGUUGGAAACAGCUCUUUUAACGAUGGCUGACAAUUAAAAUGGAAAGGACCAAAGAAAUAACCAAAGUUCAUAAAACGAUGCUGGUUGGUGUUGACCAAAUCUUUAGGCAAAAGUGCAAUAUUAAGUGCAGUUUGUCUUCUAGAGCAGUGUUUUUCAACCACUGUGCUGUGACACAGUCUGCUGUGCCGUGGGAGAUUAUCUCAUUUCACCUAAUUGGGUUAAAAAUAGUUUUUACAAACCAGGAAUUAUUAUAAUUUGCAAAUAUUGUGCCGUUGUUGAGUGUCGGUGCUGUCUAGAGCAGAGUCACCGCAAUACUUUUCCAUAUCAGUAGGUGGCAGCAGGUAGCUGAUUGCUUUGUUGUCGUGAUCCCAACAUGCAUACGACAGCGGGUCAAACGGUAUCUAAUGCUUAAACCAAAAGUAAACAAAAGGGGAGUGCCACUAAGAAAAGGCAUUGAAGCUUAGGGAAGGCAAUGCACAACGAAACUAAAACUGAACUGGCUGCUAAGUAAACAAACAGAAUGCUGGACGACAGCAAAGACUUACAGCGCAUGGAGCUGAGAAGGCGUCCACAAAGUACAUCCAAACAUGACAUGACAAUCAACAAAGAAUAGCAACAACUUAAAUAGUCUUGAUUGCUAAAACGAAGCAGGUGCGAGGAAUAGCGCUUAAAGCAGACCUGGGCAAAUUAAGGCCCGGGGGCCACAUGCGGCCCGUUAAGCUUUUCAAUCUGGCCCGCCGGACAUUCCUAAAUCAUUUUUUUUUAGAUCUUUAAGAUGGAAAGUGUAGCUGCCAUUAUGAUGUGCAGUCAUGUUUUCUAAUGACCGGAAGUCUUGAACUAUACUAAGUAGAGAUGUCCGAUAAGAUCGGACUGCCGAUAUUAUCGGCCGAUAAAUGCUUUAAAAUGUAAUAUUGGAAAUUAUCGGUAUCGUGUUUUUUAUUAUCGGUAUCGUUUUUUAAUUUCAUUUAUUUUAUUUUUUUACUAAAUCCACAUAAAAAACACAAGAUACACUUACAAUUAGUGCACCAACCCAAAAAACCUCCCUCCCCCAUUUACACUCAUUCACACAAAAGGGUUGUUUCUUUCUGUUAUUAAUAUUCUGCUUCCUACAUUAUAUAUCAAUAUAUAUCAAUACAGUCUGCAAGGGAUACAGUCCGUAAGCACACAUGAUUGUGCGUGCUGCUGGUCCACUAAUAAUACUAACCUUUAACAGUUAGUGUUACUCAUUUUCAUUAAUUACUAGUUUCUAUGUAACUGUUUUUGUAUUGUUUUACUUUCUUUUUUAUUCAAGAAAAUAUUUUUAAUUUAUUUAUCUUAUUAUUAUUAUUUUUUUAAAAGGACCUUAUGUUCACCAUACCUGGUUGUCCAAAUUAGGCAUAAUAAUGUGUUAAUUCCACGACUGUAUAUAUCGGUAUCGGUUGAUAUCGGUAUCAGUAAUUAAAGAGUUGGACAAUAUCGGAAUAUCGGAUAUCGGCAAAAAGCCAUUAUCGGACAUCCCUAAUACUAAGUCUUUCAAUGGUUGGAAUCUGCACUUUUGCAUGAUAUACUAGUUACUAUGGUAUCUAAUUAGUUACUAUAGUAAUGCAAGUCACAGCAGCUCAGACGAGGCACCAAGCAGUGUGGGUGGGGAGUGUUUCCACAGAGUGUUUCCAGAGCCUGAAAUGUGGGUGUCAGGGACGGAUGCGGAAUGAGAUUUUUACAACAAAGUUCUACAGCUUAGUGAUAUAUCACAUAUAUCAGAUAGUAGGUGUUUUUUUUUUACCCUUGGCAAUCAUAUUUUGCUGUGUUUGUACAUGUGGAUGGAGAGGGGGUGUGACGUUCAAAUGUUGUCAAUAUUCAGUGUUUUAUCCUUCAUAGUUAAUAUUGUAAAUCUCACAUACUUUAUUUUCAUGUACAUUCUGGCUGUCUCAUUCAGUAAAAAAACAAUUUAAAAUUCCAUUCUGUUUUUAAGGCGGUCUAUCAUAACGUUUUUAAGGCGGUCUGUCAUGACGUUUUUAAGGCGGUCUAUCAUAACGUUUUUAAGGCGGUCUGUCAUGACGUUUUUAGCUUUCAAUCAGACUUUAUUGUGAGGUAAAUAAUACCGGCCCCCAGACACAUUUUUUUCUCUAAAUUUGGCCCCCCCGAGUCAAAAUAAUUGCCCAGGCCUGGCUUAAAGGAAGACAUGAACAGUACACCUACUUUGAGACAAGAGCUAUAUAUUGAUGCAUGCUUGGUUACGCUUUAAAGUCAUAUCCAACAAUUGCGACAACAACUUUUUACUGUCAAUAUCGGCUGCUGAGUUUAAUUUUUUAAUGUUUUCUGCUGGUGGUGAGCCUCCGGAUUUUUUAAGUGGAAAAAAAUGUGACUUGGCUUAAAAAAGGUUGCAAAACACGGUUCUAGAGCACACAUUAGAGGUUCAGUACAUAUUGUCGUACAAUGACCUCACAUUUUCAACUGAUUUGAGGAUAUCUUAUUAUUAAAAGGUUUUCUAUAUUUAAAAAUAGUAUUUUUGUUAAUGCUGGCAAAUGACCAAUUCUUCUCCAGCUUAAAGCUUUGACCAAAUAUAUUGAAAGCUUUUAUACAGAUUGUUUCUUUACAGCGUUUGUUCUGCUGCACAUAUGACAUAUUCAUGUUGUGAUGCAUCCCUCAAUAAACUUUGUUCCACAUUUUGCAACCUUGU
Molecule: messenger RNA, 8527 nt
Organism: Entelurus aequoreus (snake pipefish)
Lineage: Eukaryota; Metazoa; Chordata; Actinopteri; Syngnathiformes; Syngnathidae
Gene: arhgap17b
Product: Rho GTPase activating protein 17b
Exons: 20
Coding region: 322-2685 (787 amino acids)
Biological process (GO): positive regulation of GTPase activity; regulation of actin cytoskeleton organization; signal transduction
Cellular component (GO): cytoplasm; intracellular anatomical structure; cytosol
Molecular function (GO): protein binding; GTPase activator activity
Source: RefSeq, a predicted model, not a curated record